This is a messenger RNA of Trematosphaeria pertusa, 875 nucleotides long. RefSeq lists its product as uncharacterized. NCBI's taxonomy places the organism in Eukaryota, Fungi, Ascomycota, Dothideomycetes, Pleosporales, Trematosphaeriaceae. The transcript has a single exon. Bases 248 to 805 code for a protein of 185 amino acids. The record is from RefSeq and is a predicted model, not a curated record.
CUCCUCCUUAUUAUCCAGUCCGCAUCUCGUUCCCAUCAUUGUUUUCCUAUUGCUAACGCUCUAAGCCCCCUCCCAAUUCAACGGCGACAGCAACGGCGGUAGCUCCAGCUCUCUCAGCAGCAGCGCAAAAGUCGGCAUAGGAAUUGGCGCUACCUCCUGCGUACUCCUUGCCCUUCUCAUUCUCGUCCUCCUAUUCCGCCGCCGGAGAGCACAACCGCAAACCUUUGUCCCACCACCGGGGACUGGCAUGCAGCCGCCCCCAAUGUCUUCAACCCCUUACUCUGGAAACGGCCCAUAUGCUCCGCCGCCACUGCAGCAGGCUGCACCCAUGGGAAUCCCGCAGCAGAACAACGCCGUCGCACUGGCAGGCACCAAAGGCGACGUAAGCCCCAUCGAAGAGAAGGCUCCCACCCUAACAACGAUCACACGCAAAGAAGUCGGCGCCGACGGAACCAAGAAGGAGUUCACGCCGCACGCCUCCCCUCCGCUGCAUACCGCCUCACCUGUCGCAUCCAGUUUCCCCAACGCGACCACCGAGGUUCCCGGUUCGGCCCCGCCGCCCCGCCACGAAUUUGGCAGCGAUGGCGAGAUCACUAAUUCCGUGUCUUCGCAGGGCAUAGAGCUGGAUGGGGCGCACCAGGCGCCGGUCAAUCAGUACCCGGCUUACCAGGAGAGUAGGCAAGGGCGGUGGGGGUAUCAGUAUCCCAGGCAGGGGCAAGCGUAUGAAGUCGAUUCUGGGCAAGUUCAGGGGUAUCCGCGGCAUGGACAGCAUGGAGGGACGUUUGAGUUGGGGCCGGGGAGGUAGAGGUGGCUUUGUGGUUUGUGGUCCGGGAGAAUUAGGGCGGGAAAGUGCAUUAUCGCGGAUUUCUUGAAUU